UGGAAAUCUAUAAAAAAAAGUCUCCCUUUGUGGUAAUCUAUUUUCAGAGGACCAGUUUUGAGAAAGUCUGGGGACGAAUUCCCGACUUGGGCCGCUCGAGGCAGGGGUUUCCAAGCUUGGACGAUGCGGGUGCUCACGGGGGUGGUGGUGUUUUUGAGUUUGCUGCAGCAAUUCCAUUCGCUUGAGCCUGGUGACUGUAAUGCCUCAGAGAAGGUAGCCGAGGAGGCCGUGGAUCUGAUCAAUAAAGACCGUAGGAGGGGUUUUCUUUUCGAGCUCCUAUGAGUUGCUGAUGCCCACGUCCACCAAACAGAAUAUGCCUUAGUCUCUUAUUUAGUCCUGGAUGUGAUUGAAUCCGACUGCUCCGUACUAUCCAGGGUCCACUGGAAGGAUUGUAAACCACCAUCUUCUCGACGUCGGCCUUCUGAAUUAGUCAUUGGACAAUGUAAAGUUAUAGCUACAACUUACCCGAACACAUCCCGGGAGGUGGACAAACUGAAAGGCUACAACUGCACGACAAGUUCUGUUUCUUCUGCUCUAACUGACCCCAGACCGAUACAUCCAGUGAUCAUCGACUACUUUGAGAAUACGGAGGAAUACGGAGGACUAGCUGAAAAGGCCCUGGAUAAAUACAACAGUGAGAGUGGUUAUUCCGCCUUGUUCAAGGUGGACAGAGUAGAGAGAGCAGUGAGGGGGCGAGGAGGAGAACGGACAGUCUACUUUGUGGACUUCAGUAUAACCAACUGCUCCAAGAGAGUCGCCAGGUACCCCUCACCCAGGCGCUGCGAUUUCGUUGGAUUCUGCAACGGAGAUCUGGCAUACAGCGUAGGAGUCACCAACCUGGAGAACCCGGAGAACAUUGAAGUCAACUGUGAAAUCUUCAACAAUACCAAGUACUUCACAAAUUUUGGAAGCGGAAAAGACCAUCAUCACCCCCACAAGAAAAGCCACCGUUUCAGUAAUUGUACGGUCUCAGCUCCACCAGGUGUGAAGCCUAACCGAAGGAAUUUUACGGCCCCUCACGGUCAUCAACACCACCACGAUCACCAUCACCGACCCCGUCCCCAUCCCCCAAACUGCCCCUUCCGUUUAGCAGACCCACUCGCUCCUCAAGAAGGACAAGAUAGAAAACGGCAAAAAGGGGAUGAUUUAUCCUCCCCUCAAGAUGUUCCUUCUCCUUGGAGAAGUCACAGAAAUGGACACGUUUCGAAGUCACGAGGCGAGCACCGCACGAGACAUCCCCCCUACUCUGGCAAACACAAGCACGGGGAUUCCCACUCAUCGGAAGAAGAUCAUUCAUUUAGACGACACUUUUUUCCGCACUGGCCACAGCUCGGCUCCGUCCACCGUCUUCCGCCGUUGAAGAAGGAUGAGGUCCUUCCCGUUCCCGAAGUCAACUUUCCCAGGCCGCACCGCUAUCCAUCCCCGGAACGUGACGGCCCUCGAAGGCCAGAAAUUCCGCCCUUCCCACAGUCACCUUCAGUGUCUUGUCCGGGGAAACUCAAGUAUGAGAGCUCAGUUUCACGCUUUCUGCCGUAAAGAACUCUAAAGCGAAGGCUGGUCGCUGAUGGAAACAAUCACCUUUCCAUGGUGGAAAUCACAGAUACAAUAUUCUAGUAAUCGCGUGUAAAAUUUCAGUGUCUUUGCUUCUGAUAGUGGGAAUAAGGAAAGGAAAGAGGGAAGUGGAAGCAGUGAGGGCUGGAAAGAGAAACAGAAAAUGCACUUGCUUGCUUAAGCACAUUCAAGAAAGUGUUAUAUUGACUCUGUUACCAAUUGGCUGUAAAGCCUUAAACAAGUCUCUUGACUCUUUCUGCCUCAGUUUCUCCAUCUGUAGAUGCUCAAUAAAUAGUUUGGAUUGACUGACUGAGAA
This is a messenger RNA of Ornithorhynchus anatinus (platypus), 1867 nucleotides long. It is a transcript of the gene HRG, whose product is annotated as histidine rich glycoprotein. Gene Ontology annotation, molecular function: zinc ion binding; cysteine-type endopeptidase inhibitor activity; serine-type endopeptidase inhibitor activity. Gene Ontology annotation, biological process: heme transport; negative regulation of fibrinolysis; negative regulation of endopeptidase activity. The record is from RefSeq and is a predicted model, not a curated record. The transcript is spliced from 7 exons. Gene Ontology annotation, cellular component: extracellular region; blood microparticle; endolysosome. Lineage: Eukaryota; Metazoa; Chordata; Mammalia; Monotremata; Ornithorhynchidae.